This is a messenger RNA of Sus scrofa (pig), 1497 nucleotides long. NCBI's taxonomy places the organism in Eukaryota, Metazoa, Chordata, Mammalia, Artiodactyla, Suidae. The record is from RefSeq and is a predicted model, not a curated record.
GGGGAGUACGUCAUCAUCCAGCGGCUACAGAUCAACCUGCGUCUGGGUUUUCUUUGGGGUCUGUGAGAUGAAGCCAUACUCCCUCUUGAACUGUAUCUUCAGCACCUCAGUGUCCUCAGCCAGCUGUACCUGGGUGUCCUCGAUCUCCCUCAGCUCCUCCAGGAUGGUGGGAAAGUGCUGUACCUUCAAGAAGUAUUAACUGAAUUCUUGUGCAUGUAGAAAAAAUUUCAGAUGGAACUACAGCUCCAGUCAAGAACUGCUGACAAUAGGGAUUCCCUCUGUGCAGCGUCCCCGAGGGAGCUACCUCUUGGACACCCUGCAGUCUCUCUUCUUUGCUUCCUCCUCAUCUGAGCAGAAACACUUCAUUGUUCUGGUACAUCUGGCAGAUCCUGAUUCCACAUGGCGUGGUCAAAUGAUCUCCAACAUCUCAACCCUCUUUAAACCAUAUAUCCAAGCCAACCAGCUAGUAGUGAUCAAUACUCCACUUAAAAGCUAUCUUCCCUUGAAGGACUUUAAGAAAAACUUUAAUGACACUCCUGCCUAUGUAGCCUUCCGUUCCAAGCAGAACAUGGAUUAUGCCUUCCUCAUGAACUUUGCUACCAACCACUCCGACUAUUUCCUGAUGAUUGAAGAUGACGUGAAAUGUGUCCCUGGAUUUGUCACCCAGAUAGCUGCCACAGUGUCUGCCUGGGAAAAAAAACCUUGGGUGACUCUGGAGUUCUCUCAGCUGGGCUUCAUUGGAAAACUCUUUCACACUAAAGACCUCCCCUGUUUUGUUCAUUUCCUUCUCCUCUUCUACCAAGAAAUGCCCUGUUACUACCUCCUCACCCAUUUUCAUGAACUUAUGCAACAAACACCAAUCCAGUUCUUCCCUUCCCUCUUCCAGCACAUGGGUAAUUAUUCCUCCUUUGAGGGCAAAUUCAAUAGUCUCAAAGAUAGAGAGUUUGAGGAAGAUGACUUUGGCUCUCCCAGCAACCCUGCUGCAUCCAUCUACACUAGCCUGAAGGUUGCUAAUGCCUCUGUUCUCAUGAAUGCCUAUAGCUUGGAUAAGAAUUUCUUUUAUACCAAGUCAGCUGAGGCUGGCAGUCACUUGACUGUGGUUUUGGACACACCUGCCAAAGUUUUCCGAGUUCAAGUGCUGACUGGCUCUGACCUAAAAGAAGAAAAUCAGCUUAAAGAGGGACAUAUUGAACUGGGCUAUGAUUCUACUAAUAGGAUCAAUGACUGUGAUGACUAUAUUCUACUGGGGCUACUAGUAAAUGGUGUCCUGAAUAAGCAGGUAUUAUCUAAUGAGUCUGGGAAGAAGGUGAAAUGUGUGAGAUUGCUGGUGACAGGCACUCCACCCUCUGGGAUAAUAGUUAGGCACAUCAACCUCUGGGUUAAAUGAAGUUUAAGUAAUAUGUCAUGUGGAGAAGACAUUGGAAGUUCUGGAGUGUUCAUGUUGGAGGUUAGAAUAUAAAGAGGUUAAAAAAUUAAAGUGUUUAAAUUGGUUGGGGA